AUGCCUAGAGGAAAGAAGAGUAAGGCCCGUGCUCGAGAGAAACGUCGCCAGGUCCAUGAUGAGGCCCAGGGGCUAAAUGAUGCUCAGGCAAAGGCAUCAGAGAAAGAAGAGUCACAUGCCUGCUCUGAUCAAGCUUCAGGAGAUGCUAAGUGUCCUACUUCUGGCUUUCCACUGGGUAAGGCACCCACCAUUACUGCUAGUAAAGGCUUGGCCCACAAAAAGUCUGGUAAAGGUGCAAAGGGCCAAGAAGAGAAAAACGAGAGUUCUUGUAGGGCCCCACUCUCCACUGGAAGCAUGCAGAUGGAUCUUUUAUCAAGGAAGACAGGAAUGCUGGUGGAGUACAUGCUCUGCAAGUACAAAGUUAAACAGCCUGCGAAGAGGGGAGAAAUGCUCAAAGUUAUCAACAAAAGGUUCAAGGAUCAGUUCCCUGAGAUCCUCAAGAAAGCCACAUAUCGUUUGGAUAUGGUUUUUGGCAUUGAGUUGAAAGAAAUCCAGCCCAAUGGUCAAUCCUACAUGCUUAUCAGCAAGCUUGAUUUCCAGGAUGAUGGAAGUCGGAGCAAUGAGCUGGGUCUUCCCAACAGGGGCAUUCUGAUCCCUCUUCUAAGUGUGAUCUACUUAAAUAACUACUGUGCUUCAGAGGAGGAGAUCUGGCACUUCCUGAAUAUGUUAGGAAUCUAUGAUGGGGUCCCACAUCUCAUCUUUGGGGAUGUCAGGAAGCUCAUCACUGAAGAGCUAGUGCAGGAAAAGUACCUGGAAUACCGUCAAGUUCCUGGUGGGGAUCCUCCAUCCUAUCAGUUCCUGUGGGGUCCAAGAGCCUAUGCUGAAACCAGCAAGAUGAAAGUGAUGGACUUUUUAGCUAAGGUCAGUGAAACCAUGCCGAGUGCUUACUCAUCUCUUUAUGAGCAGGCUUUGGUUGAAGAGGAAGAGAAAGCCAAAGACGAAGCUGCAGCCAGGCCUGGCACUAAGGGCAAGGCCAAGGGACAUACUAAGAUCAAGUUAAGCCAUCCUACUCACAAGUGA
Molecule: messenger RNA, 1020 nt
Organism: Onychomys torridus (southern grasshopper mouse)
Lineage: Eukaryota; Metazoa; Chordata; Mammalia; Rodentia; Cricetidae
Product: melanoma-associated antigen B4-like
Exons: 1
Coding region: 1-1020 (339 amino acids)
Biological process (GO): negative regulation of transcription by RNA polymerase II
Cellular component (GO): nucleus
Source: RefSeq, a predicted model, not a curated record